AUGGCACCCUCUAUAGAAGUUUCGAAGACUCAGUUACAGGCACCAGAGCCGGAACAUUGUCCGGGUCCGGAAUCAGAGCAAGCGGGCAAAGACGACGCGUGUGAGGGAUGCCCCAAUCAAGACAUAUGUUCUUCACAGCUACCUAAGGGGCCCGAUCCUGAUUUACCACACAUCAACAAACGUUUAGCGCAGAUAGACCACAAGAUCUUGGUUCUUUCAGGAAAAGGAGGGGUGGGGAAGCUGACUUUCACGUCUAUGUUGUCGUGGGCCCUAGCUGCCGACGAAGAUAUCGAAGUCGGAGCUAUGGAUUUGGAUAUCUGUGGGCCAUCGCUCCCUCGCAUGUUGGGAGCUGAGGGUGAGUCCGUGCAUCAGUCGAACUCUGGAUUGUCACCAGUUUAUGUCGCCGACAACUUGGGGUUGAUGAGCAUCUCGUUUAUGCUUCCGGAUCCGGAUUCGGCGAUUAUCUGGCGUGGUGCUAAGAAGAACGGCUUAAUCAAGCAGUUUUUGAAGGAUGUCAAUUGGGGGGAGCAUCUUGAUUAUUUGGUAGUAGAUACACCACCAGGGACGUCUGAUGAACAUCUCUCAGUAACAACGUACAUGAAGGAAGUAGGCAUCGACGGUGCACUCAUAGUGACGACUCCACAGGAAGUAGCGUUGCUCGAUGUGAGGAAGGAAAUCAAUUUCUGUAGAAAAGCCGGUAUCAAAAUCUUGGGCUUGGUUGAAAACAUGUCGGGAUUUGUGUGCCCCAACUGUAAAGGAGAAUCUCAGAUAUUCAAGGCAACUACCGGUGGAGGUAAGCAGUUGUGUAAGGAGUUGGAUAUUAAGUUCUUGGGCUCGGUACCUUUGGAUCCUCGCAUAGGCAGGGCCUGUGACUCAGGAGAAUGUUUCUUUGAUAGCUACGCUGACUCCCCUGCGGCCACGGCGAUCUUGGAUGUAGUGGAUGCCUUGCGGGACCAGGUUGAGCUUAAUAUGGGAAAAUUGUCUCUUCUGUAA
Molecule: messenger RNA, 993 nt
Organism: Scheffersomyces stipitis CBS 6054
Lineage: Eukaryota; Fungi; Ascomycota; Pichiomycetes; Serinales; Debaryomycetaceae
Gene: NEP35
Product: Mrp/NBP35 family ATP-binding protein
Exons: 1
Coding region: 1-993 (330 amino acids)
Biological process (GO): iron-sulfur cluster assembly
Cellular component (GO): cytosol
Molecular function (GO): 4 iron, 4 sulfur cluster binding; ATP-dependent FeS chaperone activity; ATP binding
Source: RefSeq, a predicted model, not a curated record